GCCUUCCCGCCCGCCGGCCGGGAAAGUCCCCCUAAAAAGGGCGGUGAGCGGGGAGCGGCGGCGACGGCAGUCGGAGCGGGCGUCGGGCCUGCGUUUCGUCCGUCUGUCUUUCUGUGCGUCUGUCCGAAGUGUGCGGGGCCCGGGUGGGGAGCCCCGCGGCGGCUGUGGGCCGGAGCUGUCAGCAUGGCCGGUGGCCCUGAGCCCCACAUUGAAAUAUUUGAACAACCCAGGCAAAGGGGCAUGCGUUUCCGAUACAAAUGUGAGGGAAGAUCAGCAGGCAGCAUUCCAGGAGAGCACAGUACUGAAAACAAUAAGACAUUCCCUUCCAUCCAGAUUCUGAACUAUUUUGGAAAAGUUAAAAUCAGAACUACACUGGUAACAAAGAAUGAGCCUUACAAGCCACACCCUCACGAUCUGGUUGGAAAAGACUGCAGAGAUGGAUACUACGAAGCAGAGUUUGGGCCAGAACGGCGAGUCCUGUCUUUUCAGAAUUUGGGCAUUCAGUGUGUGAAGAAAAAGGACUUAAAGGAAUCAAUUUCUUUACGAAUCUCAAAGAAGAUUAACCCUUUCAAUGUGCCUGAAGAACAGCUGCAUAACAUCGAUGAGUAUGAUCUCAAUGUUGUCCGCCUCUGCUUCCAAGCUUUCCUCCCUGAUGAACACGGCAACUACACAUUAGCUCUUCCUCCUUUGAUUUCCAACCCCAUCUAUGACAACAGAGCCCCCAAUACAGCAGAAUUGAGAAUUUGUCGUGUGAACAAGAACUGUGGAAGUGUAAAAGGCGGGGAUGAAAUAUUUCUACUCUGUGACAAAGUCCAGAAAGAUGACAUAGAAGUCAGAUUUGUCUUGGACAACUGGGAGGCCAAAGGUUCCUUCUCACAAGCUGAUGUUCACCGUCAAGUUGCGAUUGUGUUCAGAACGCCCCCGUUUCUCAGAGACAUCACCGAGCCCGUCACAGUGAAGAUGCAGCUGCGAAGACCUUCAGACCAGGAAGUCAGUGAACCUAUGGAUUUCAGAUACCUACCAGAUGAAAAGGAUCCAUAUGGCAAUAAAGCAAAAAGGCAGAGAUCAACCUUGGCUUGGCAAAAGCUCAUACAGGACUGUGGAUCAAAUGCAACAGAAAGGCCCAAAGUAUCCCCAUUCCCCACUGUCACUUCGGAAGGGAAGCUGAUUAAGACAGAACCAAAGAUGUUUUCAUCCCCACCGAUGAUGCCAGGGUUCUUAUCCAACACCAGUCAGAUCUACCCUGUAUGCAACCAGAUCCAAUCGGCUCCGGGGGGCACAGGGAAGCCAGACUCACUCUCCUCAUACUGGCAGCAGCUGUUCAGCUCAGCCCCCCAGGCCGGCAGCCUGCUCGGCACCCACCCCCAGAACAGCUUUGUGGCAGAUGUGCCUCAGCCUGAUGCUACUCAGGGCAGCAGCUCUCUCCUGACUUUCAGCGACAGCCCCCUGAGCUGGCCUGAUGAGAAGGAUUCGGGCUUCUACCGGAAUUUCUGCGCCGCCAACGGGAUGGGAACGGUGCCGGCGUCGGCUGCAGACGCGCAGAACCUGUCGAGUAACAGCAUCGUGCAGCAGGCGCAUGCUGCCAGCAUCUCCACAGCCAGCAUUGUCAGCAUGGAGACCGAUGACAUGAACUGUGCCAGUAUGAACUUCGAGAAGUUUAACCGAGUGUUGAAUGCCAGCAAUCCCAGGCAGCAGCUCCAUCAGGUGCCUCCUGCUUGCCCUCCAGGAGCGGCCCCAAGCAGCACGCCUUUUAGUUCGCAGCCUAACUUAGCUGACCCGACAAUUUACGGUUAUCUAGACCAAGAAGUUUUAAGCCAAUCGAGACUAUCCACCCACCCCAUCCCAAACCACUCGAAUAGCAUUGCAGAUAACCAGUUCUAUGACACCGAUGGUGUCCACCCUGACGAGCUCUAUCAGUCUCUCCAGUUGGAUAGCAUCUUACAAAACUAUAACCACUGAGCCAGCCCUGCCGGGCUGCCAGCGGGUACGUAGCGCUUUCCAAGCUGUGUGAAGAGGAGGAACUUACCCUUCUGGAGCCCCUGCUUUCUCUUUUCAAAAUGUUACUAUGCAAGUUUCAUCUUAUAAUUUCAGGUUAUAUAUUAAAGCCCAAAGACUGGUGCCCGUUAAGAAAAGAGGUGGGAGUUUGGGGUUCUGUACCUUAAAAGUACCUUGUAUGCAUAUUUUUCCACUGUUGGAAAAGGGAAUUUUUAAGUGUUAACACUUAAAUCUUCCUUACCUGUGGGGACUGUAAAAGCUGGCAUCUCCAGAAGGGUUAAAGUUUCACAUACUUUACAGGGUUAAACUUGUUUGAAAAAUAACCAUUUUUGCUAUGGAAAUUAAAUUUUGAUAGGAGAAAAAUUAGGCGGGGGGCGGAGAAUGGCACACGGGCACUCUAGUUCAGACUCAUUUAAUUAUGUUAAAGUUACUCCACUUACUUGACAGGUGUAGGUUCCUUACCCUCUUUCAUGUAACAUAUCCUUCUCCUAAAACAAGACCCUGCAUUGAUUUUCCACGUUUUCACCACACUCCAUUUGCUUUGAAGGCAAAUCUACUCGAAAAUUUUUUUAAUGACUAUGUCAUUGUUAGAUAUAUUUUUAAAAGACCGGAAGGUUUGAGUUUUUAAAUAGUCCAGCUCUGUUGUACAUCAAUCACUGCACAAAAGAAUGAACAGAAAGUGAGGACUCUGCACUUCAUCCCAAGUGCACUAUAUUAAAUGGCAGACCCCUGUUGCUUUAGGAAUGGAGCACACUGUUAUUUCUCUGGAAGUUGUUUUGUUUUCUUUUAAUUUUUUUUUUGUGUGUGAGGGGGUGCAGCUGCAAUGUGUAUGUGAUUUUGAACAGCAGAAAUACGCUGAGCUGAAGCGUCUACUGCUCCUCUCCUCAGGUAUACCAGCAGUUUCCUGCUAUGCAAGUGACUGCUCAACAGGCAGCUCAGAUCCUGCCUCCCCACCAUCCCCUCCCAAGAAAAGCUUUGGGGCACACCCAGGGGCAGUUUUAGUACAGCCUCAUCUAGGUGCACUCGACUAACCACUUAAGGCCAUUUCAGUCAGUACUAAUUAAAAACACUCUGCUAAUCUCUGUAUCAGAAACUAGAACUUCCUCCCUUCCACUUGCUUCUCAGUUUUUGUUCUCAGCCUGAGUUGCAAGCUGUUUGGGGACAGCUUGCGUGGGUGUCACUGACUCAGUAAGACACUCUACUCUGUGUUAUAGGGCUUUGCUGUUUUAUUAUUUUAUUUUUUUUAAGAAGCAACACAGCAAUAAAUAGGUGAAUAUUUCUUAAGUUAUACAGCUGGUUUGUAUGGCAGAUAAAGCUUAAGAAUCUAAUCAUUAAUGUUCACCAACAUAAAACAGCAUCAUAGAAAGAAGCAAUAAAAAAAUCCCAUACUUGGAUAUAUGUAAAAACCCCAAAACCCUGCAACUCCCCAAUCAAAAAAGCCAUGUGAGAUGUGUAGCUGUACACAAGGCAGAAAGGAGCUCCAAAAAACCCUCUGUGGUUUGUAGGAAAGCAAUGACUAACUGCAGUAAUUCAUGGCAUUCCAAUAAGGCGCUGCAGCUGUAAUGCCUUACAGCGGCUUCCCAAGUGUGAGGGAAUAUGCUCCUCCAAUGAUGUGUGGGAUAAAUGAAGUUUGGAAAACUGCUUCCCCUAACUCCAGCUACACAGCUCAACUAAUUGAAUUGCCAUGUUUUAAAACAUUUUUCCUUCACUUCUGCAUCCCUCUGUUGCAGUCUUAAGUAAUAGAAAGACCAAAGAGAUGUAAAAGAAAGCUUGAAAUGUGUUUAUUCAGUUCUUUUUUUUGAAGUUCUCAAUUUUAAGUAUAUUAAAUGUAAACAUUUUACUCACUUCAUAGAAAGCUCUUUAUAGUACAAUUUGUUUUUACUGUAUAAUUAAAUAUUUUCAAAGUUCUGUUUUCCUUUGUAAACGAGUUGGUUUGGUAAUUAAAAAACUGGUUAUACUAAGUACUUAGCUUCUGCAACCUUCUCAGAUUCCUGAUGUCCCUCACUGCAAGAAAGCCAGAGAAAUGGAAGAAGGUAGGAUAUGGGGUGCUUCUCCUGAUGCUAUUUGGAGUAUUUUCUGCUCACAGUUACCAUUUGCCACUACAAAAUCUAAAGCCAUAUGUACAGUGGGGGGCUGUCUGCACUCAGCCAAUUUUUUGUGGCAGACAAAGUGACCUUUGAGUUGGAAGGGCAGAGAGGACAGAUGCUGUCAUGCUCUGCCAGAUCAGCUGCAGCUUUCUAAAGGUUCAGCUAAGAUAAUG
This is a messenger RNA of Calypte anna (Anna's hummingbird), 4255 nucleotides long. RefSeq names its product REL proto-oncogene, NF-kB subunit (gene REL). Gene Ontology annotation, cellular component: cytoplasm. The record is from RefSeq and is a predicted model, not a curated record. Lineage: Eukaryota; Metazoa; Chordata; Aves; Apodiformes; Trochilidae. Gene Ontology annotation, biological process: cellular response to stress; non-canonical NF-kappaB signal transduction; innate immune response. The coding region runs from base 184 to 1959 and encodes 591 amino acids. The transcript is spliced from 10 exons. Gene Ontology annotation, molecular function: RNA polymerase II cis-regulatory region sequence-specific DNA binding; DNA-binding transcription factor activity, RNA polymerase II-specific.